GGGACCCUUUGGAGGGCCGGGGUCGGCGACCGAACGGUGGCCGUGCGUCGCAGCAGUUGCGGCGCCGCGACGUGGAGACUCUCGCGUGUGUGCCGAGCAGUCAAGUCAGUUGGUCCGUCGUGCUUGCGAGGUUCGGUCGUGUCUCGCACCGAAACGCGAAAAGACCCGUCUGAUAUUUUGGAAUCGGUCCGUGCGACCUUUGCUCUCUGCCUGCCUCACUUGUGACCCCACGUGACCCCGAAGAGGACCAUCGGCGGUUUUGCUGCUACCUGAGGAGCGGCGUUCAACUUUCCACCUGUUGCGAAAUGUGCCCCGGCGGAAGUAGCCGGCGCCUUUCUCGGGGAUCGGGGGCGUGCUGAGCGUGAGCACGUCGCCCCCGCACAGUGGCGGGCCUGACAUGCCGCGUGGGCCCCCGAGCCCGCCUGGCACCGCCCUCCUGCUGGUGCUCUUUCUGCUGCCCAUCGCUGCCCUCGCCGAUGACCUGCCCGCGACCCCUGUGGCGGUGGUGGCACCGACCACACCCGCCCCUCCGAAUCUGCCGCCAGGAUUUGUGCUCAAGGGCGCAUCCCGCCAGCGACACAAAAUCACCAUUGGAUACCUGCCUUCACUCAAGGGCGACGCCAAGUUAAAAAUGGGUUUAACUAUCAGCGGUGCCAUAACUUACGCUCUAGAUCAGAUCAACACUUCAAACGUCACUUUACCUUGGGUAGAUCUGCUGAUGCGCUACAAUGACACCAACAGCAAAACGGUGCCCGCCACCAAAGCUCUCAUCCACAUGAUCACAGAGGACACCAAGGCUAUCUUUGGCCCGGAAGCUUCUUCUUGCAUCGUCGAGGCCACCGUCAGUCAAGCAAUGAACAUCCCCAUGUUUUCACACAAAUGCGCUGACAGCAAAGCAAACCCAACUUUGCUUAGAAUCGACCCCCCAAACUCUCAGGUCAUUAAGUCGGUGCUGACCUUGUUGGAGUACUUAAACUGGAGACAGUUUUCCAUCAUCAACGAGGAGGCUUGGAAAGAGCUCGCCUUCACCCUGCAGAAGCGCGCAGAGGAGAAGAAAUUCACUGUAAACCAUCAGCGCACCAUCUAUGAUAGGCACAAGUGUUGUGUUCAGAAACUGCUGUGCUGCCACGCAGGGAUCUGGUACCAAAUCAUUCAGGAAACAAGAAACAAGACUCGAAUUUAUGUGUUCAUGGGAACCUCACCUAGUCUAAUUGACCUGAUGACCGGUAUGCAAGCGCUUCAGCUUUUUGACAACGGUGAAUACAUGGUCAUCUACAUUGACAUGGAGACCUAUUCAGUCAGGGAUGCAGUCAAAUAUCUUUGGAAGAGUGACUACCUAAGCAGACUCCAGUCAUGUUUCUUCCACAACCAGAAUAAUAUUGAGUUUGAGAAAAGAGCCAAAUCUUUGUUAGUGGUGGCGAUGACGCCACCGGACAACCAAUUUACAAAUUUUACUGACGCUGUGCGAGUUUACAACGCAAAAGAGCCAUUUAAUUUUUCUAUGCCUACCAUUUUUGGGAAUUUCAAAACACACAUUCCAAUUUUUGCUGCAUACCUCUAUGAUGCCGUCAUGCUGUACGCCAACUCGCUGCACAAACUGAUUAGUAAUGAAAUAGCAUACGCGGCCAAAAUUAGCUCUUUGCCUGAAAGUCAGAUCUGGCCGACAAAUGAAAAGGUGUUGGAGCUGGCCAGCAACGGAACGAGGAUUAUUGAGACCAUCCUUAAGAACGGCAGUUAUCAGAGUAUCACUGGCUCCCUGAUUAAGUGGGAUGAGGCGGGAAACUCGGAGGGCAACUUUUCAGUAAUCGGCCUUCAAAACUACAAUUUGACUGAGCACACAAACUUCAGCUGCCCAUUCCAUAUGCUGCCUGUGGCUAAAUUUGAGCACGGUGCAAAAAAUGACACAUUGGAUUACAAAGUUAUAAGGCAUAUUCAAUGGCCUGGAAAUACAAAACCAAUGGACGAACCAAGUUGCGGCUUUGAUAAUAGCAAGUGUCCACGAGUGAACAGCCAUGAUCAAAGUGUGGUUGCUGCUGGCACAUUGGGUGUUCUCCUCUUUUGCGCUACAGUCAUCACUGCCAGCAUUUAUCGAAAGUGGAAAAUUGAGCAGGAGAUUGAAGGUCUGUUGUGGAAAAUCCACCCUACAGAGCUGCACAGCUACAGUGGAGACAUUGUCUCUCCUCCUAGCAAGUUGAGUCUGAUGUCGGCCGGCUCUUUUGAAUCUCGAUGCGGACCACAGGUGUUUGCUUCAACAGGACAGUACCGAAAUAUGGUGGUGCGCAUCAAAGAGCUUGUAUUCAGUAAAAAAAGAGACUGCGUCACCCGAGAGGUGAUGAAGGAAAUGAGGCUUUUGCGAGAGCUGCGACAUGACAAUGUCAACUCUUUUAUUGGCGCCUGCAUAGAACCCAACCGGGUGCUCAUCGUCACUGAUUACUGCGCCAAGGGCAGCCUUUACGACAUAAUCGAAAAUGAAGACAUCAAACUAGAUUCUAUGUUCAUAUCUUCGUUGGUUCAUGAUUUGAUAAAGGGUAUGCGAUACUUACACAACUCCCUCUUGGGCUGUCACGGCAACCUGAAAUCCAGCAAUUGUGUAGUCACCAGCAGGUGGGUACUACAGGUGGCCGAUUUUGGACUCCACGAGCUCAGACAAAACGCUGACAAUGAGAGUGUAGGGGAGCACCAGUACUAUAGAAGUGCGUCACAGUACAUAAUAUAUUUUAAGCUAUUUAUUUUAAACAACCUUUCAGAUUUAUUUUGGAAAGCGCCCGAGCUAUUGCGUGGUGUAAAUCCAUCCACAAAAAUCAGCCAGAAGGGUGAUGUGUAUUCAUUUGGAAUUAUUUUAUAUGAAAUUAUUGGCCGCCGAGGGCCAUUCGGUCCUUGUACUGAAGAUCCUAAAGAAAUAAUACGGAGGGUAAAGGAGGGUCGUUAUGGGCCAAAAAAAGAGCCAUUCAGACCAGACCUUUCGAUAACCUAUGAUACAGACACUGGAUGUCCAGAUUAUGUUACUAACUGCAUAACUGCUUGCUGGCAGGAGCAGCCAGAAAACAGACCUGAUUUUCACAACAUAAGAGAACAACUCAAGAAAAUGAGGGAGGGAAUGCACCACAAUAUUGUUGACCAAAUGAUGGACAUGAUGGUCAAAUAUGCUAAUCACUUAGAAGAGCUUGUGUCCGAGAGAACUAGACUGCUGUUUGAAGAGAAGCAGAAAACUGAGGACUUGCUUCACCGAAUGCUACCAGCGCCUGUGGCGCGGAACCUGACAAUGGGCAUUGGUGUUCAGCCAGAGUCGUAUGACUCUGUGACAAUUUACUUCAGCGAUAUUGUCGGAUUCACCUCCAUGUCAGCAGAGAGCACUCCACUGCAAGUGGUUACCUUUUUGAACGACCUUUACACCCUUUUUGACAGCAUUAUCCAAGGGUACGACGUGUAUAAAGUGGAGACCAUUGGGGACGCUUAUAUGGUGGUCAGCGGACUGCCUCUAAAAAAUGAGAAGCAUGCUGGGGAAAUUGCUUCAAUGGCGCUGGACCUUCUUGCUGCAGUCAAAAGUCACAGGGUAGCCCACCGACCUCAGGAGACACUCAAGCUCCGAAUAGGAAUUCACACAGGUCCUGUUGUUGCUGGGGUUGUGGGCCUGACAAUGCCACGCUACUGCCUAUUUGGUGACACAGUAAAUACGGCCUCUCGAAUGGAGAGCAACGGCGAAGCGCUGCGCAUCCACAUUAGCGAAGAGUGCAGAAACGCCUUGAACAAACUGGGCGAGGGUCUCUAUGUGGUGGAGGACCGCGGCCCUGUCUUCCUCAAGGGAAAGGGCGCAGUCAGCACACACUGGCUAGUGUCAGCCACUCCUCUGGCCAUUCAAAGGAGAAAUGUGGACGCUAACAAUCUACCUCCACCCUUAUUCUGUAGAUCGGAACUCUCUGGAAGACAUUCGGGUUCAGUGCUUGGCAACCCUGGUGGCAUCGGAACCCCUGUUCGGCGCCGCGUGGGUGUAAGCACUAGUCUCGCGGCGCCACAAACCUCGCAACCAUCACCAUCAAGUUCGACAGCGUUUCGCACCGUCUCCCUAAAUGACACGACGGACGCUUCACUAAUGGACGGGAAUGGCCAUCACGGGCCCAAGGGCAGCUGCGGCGGCUCUUCAGUGGUCACAUGCCCGCUCGAUCUCAGCACUGCUCCAACUGUGUCACGCUCCUUUGACCCGUUCCCCUCGAUCCGCGGCCAAGCGGCCAAACGUCUAGUGCGGCCACGUGAGGCCAAAUCGCUCGAGGACUGCUGUGUCACGGUGGUGGUGCCACCAACGCCCUCGCCGGUGUUGCCCAACGGCCGACUCAGCAAGCACGAGAGCAACGAGUCAGCCUGUUCCGAAGAGGGCACCCCGCUCAUUCCACCCAAGCGCUGGCGCUCCCUUGAAGGGCACGAGUUGCCCGUCGAUGACCUGGCCAUGGAUGCGCCUGGUCUUAGCGCGCACAAAGUCAAUCACCGCGGAUCUCUCAAGUCUUGGCUAGUCGGAAUCCUGAACGGCAACGGCCUCAAGGGCAGUCACUCGGCCAACGCCAGUCAAACGUCGCUCAGGAAGAACGUCUACAGCCUGCCAAACACGAUGGCAGCCGCGGCUCCGGCUGGCCUAGUAUUCGAGCCGCGCCGUCAGACGCCCAAGUCCAAUGAUGAGAGUGUUGUGUGAUAAUAGAAGUGUGAAGAACUUUAUAAUGAGCUGUUUAAUUUUUAUUCGAGCUUAACAUCAAAGGCGCCUUUCCUCUCUGAUUACUAUUUCCAUUUUAAGCUCGCUCAUUGAUGUUAACAAUUUUUCGUGAUUUUGUUUAAAAAAAAAAAUGACUAACAGUUUCUGGAUAUGCUGGACAGCAGAGAUUCAAAUGAAUUUGAUUAAAAUAAGACUCUGGAAAAUUAAUUUGAUUGUAACUUUUCUGCGGUGCCUAUAUUAUUGAUUUAGAAAAGGAAAAUUAAAUCUCACUUCUUUCUUGUUGAGUAUCUUUAUACUUAUUUCUUCCCUUUCCUGUUGUUUUUAACUUUUGGAGCUUUUCCAUUGAGCCGCGCUUGUGAAAUCUCCACAAACUUUCGCGGCGGCAAGCGUACCUCGAAUCGCAGUGCCAUGUUCCCGACAAAAACUUCUAUCAAUAUUCAAUACGAAUUCUCUGAGAAAACAGUGUGCAUUUUUUUUUUAUGUCUACAGCAAUUAUGAUAAGUGAAGCGCGUGCGGUAAAUUUUGCGUGUUUGCGUCAGUGGUGAAUUUUUAAAUUGCUUUUAGUUUGUUGUAUUGUUUCCCUACGUGAAAAUUGACGUCCAGUCACCUAAGUCGGAACGUGUCGUUUACCACGUAGUUUGUAAAAUUGAAACCUUAAACCUUAAUUUCAAAUAUGGCUGUGAAUCCGCUAUUGUUAAUUAAUUGUUAGGAUUUCACUCAGUUAAGACAAGGCACCGUCAGCUGUAUUCCUGUGUUGAGCUGUUUGCAUUUUGAUGUCAACUUUACGUUUGAUUUGUCUUGUUUGCAAAAACAUUGGAAUGGAAAAAAAUAAUACUGUGGCUCAACUUUUUACAAUGAAUAGUAUUUUUUGAUUGGACCUACGUACAUUAGCUGAGAAAAUUGAUCUGCAAAAAGUAGGCGCCAACAACUAAAUUUGAGUUUUCCAGUCAGAGCAAGAGUGUAUGCCAUUUUAAUUAAUUGAAGAAUAAAGACACUGAAAUUGUG
Messenger RNA from Neocloeon triangulifer, 5704 nucleotides. Its product is annotated as receptor-type guanylate cyclase Gyc76C-like. The record is from RefSeq and is a predicted model, not a curated record. NCBI's taxonomy places the organism in Eukaryota, Metazoa, Arthropoda, Insecta, Ephemeroptera, Baetidae. The transcript has 19 exons. Gene Ontology annotation, biological process: receptor guanylyl cyclase signaling pathway; cGMP biosynthetic process; protein phosphorylation. The coding region runs from base 398 to 4681 and encodes 1427 amino acids. Gene Ontology annotation, molecular function: peptide receptor activity; ATP binding; protein kinase activity.